Messenger RNA from Nymphaea colorata (pocket water lily), 667 nucleotides. RefSeq lists its product as uncharacterized. Gene Ontology annotation, cellular component: nucleus. The record is from RefSeq and is a predicted model, not a curated record. Lineage: Eukaryota; Viridiplantae; Streptophyta; Magnoliopsida; Nymphaeales; Nymphaeaceae. The coding region runs from base 176 to 541 and encodes 121 amino acids. Gene Ontology annotation, molecular function: zinc ion binding; nucleic acid binding. The transcript is spliced from 4 exons.
UUAUGGUUUCCGACUACAAAAAUCGGGCUCAACAAUACCUGGAUCUGAAACUGAAUCCGACCCGUCAACUUGCUUUUGGUCUGCUUCACCUGAUUGCCGUAGUUAGGGUUUCUCCCUCUUCUUCUUCUUCCUCUUCCUGGUAGAUAGAUCGACGCUUGGUCACGAGAAGCAGAAGAUGGGAGGAAAGUGUCCUCACAGGAAGGUGAAGACGCGGAGAUUUUCUCACAAAUCCGCUCGUCGUUCGAAGUUCCUCCUGAAAGGCGACGAUGCGGUGUAUGAAGAGCUCCAGAAGGUGAGUGAAAAGGGUAUGGAGGCGCCUCGUCCACAGGACGAGGACCUUCCCGGAAUGGGCCAAUUCUACUGUUUGCAUUGCGACCGGUAUUUUGCUAAUUCAAGUGUGAGGGACGAGCACUUUCGAACCAAACGUCACAAGAAACGGUUGAAGCAAAUGGCGGGCCCUGCACCACAUACCCAACUGGAUGCAGAGUUAGCCGCUGGUAUGGGCAUGCCUGACAAUGGUCCAAAGCUCAUGUCCAUGUGAUUGAAUUGAGUUUUGCUAUGAAAAGUGUGAAUUAAUGUAGUCAAUUUUGGAUUGGCAUUUCUAGAAUUUGUUGGACAAUUGAUAGCUAAUAUAAAUAGGAAACGUGAAAUGGGCUUUUGGUAUUUA